AUGACUUUCGCAGAGUUGCAAAGGCUCAACGCAGACCUCUGCCCUGGAAGCAUCGUGUGGUUCUGGGUUCUACCCGUUGAGUCUGGGUCAGUCGGCCUUUGGCAUGUCGUGUCGUUCCAGACCUCCAAAUCGGGCGCCUGCGUUUACCAACACCUGCCAACUGCGGCCUACUCAAAUGCUUUGGGACCCGAUAAAAAGGAGGUUCCGCUGGAAAGGUUUUCCGUCAACGAUCGGGUUGACGAUGGGAACUUGACAUGGCCAAGACGGCCCUAUUAUGGCAGCCGAUUGGAAUUUGCUCCGGCUCGGUCGCGCACUGUGGUCCUUUCCGACGUCCAGUAUCAAGAUCAAGAGUACUGGCAUCCGAUACCAGAGCCUCAUCAGCAUCAUGAAGCUUCCUCCUUUGAAGCCAUGCUACUUAGAGGUACAGGUAUCGAUGACAGGCGGCAGCGCCAACACAAUGCCAAGAACCCCACUCCGCUCAUUUUACGCGCGUCCCCCACUGCGCCCAUGCCGGCAUCCCGCAUCCGCUUAUAA
Messenger RNA from Neurospora tetrasperma FGSC 2508, 534 nucleotides. RefSeq lists its product as uncharacterized. The record is from RefSeq and is a predicted model, not a curated record. The transcript has 4 exons. Bases 1 to 534 code for a protein of 177 amino acids. Lineage: Eukaryota; Fungi; Ascomycota; Sordariomycetes; Sordariales; Sordariaceae.